AUGAAGGCCCUUCGUAGAGCCUUAUCUGAGAGGACGAUCCAGCCCCCACAGGCCCCGACGGCCCAAUGCGACCAGGCGACGGACUUCUCUGAGGCCCUCAAAGAGGCCCUCAAGGAAUUGAAGGAGGACCUGAAGCGGGACCUUACAAUUACUAUGGGAAACAUGAUCUCGGCCCGCACGGGCUAUUUCCCUGAGCCGGUCCCCCGCCCUCCUCUCGCUGCGGACAGGAAUAAGACGACCGCGAACCAGCCGGAACCUCAAUCUGGGGCGCCGCCCUCAAGGGCAGUGACAGGUGCGCCGCCCACAAGGCAGCCUAAGGCCCCUGUGGCCCAGCCUUCGGCACCAGCGACCAAGAAGAGGGCUAACUCUGCUCCUAGCCGGCAACAAACACACAAGCGCCUGCUGAGUCUUGGACGCAGGUUGUCAGGAGGGGCAAUGGCAAAUCCGCCAAGCCCCCUUCCCCCCCUGCCGCCCCGGCUCGACGUACUGUGCUACGCUGACGACACUCUCGUCACCGCAAAGGGGAGCACCCACAGGCAGGCCGUCCUGCUCGGCACAGCAGGGGUAGCUCACGUGGUGAGUCGCAUUAGGGCCUUGGGACUCGAAGUGGCCCUCAACAAGUCCGAGGCUCUCUGUUUUCACGGGCCUCGAAACGCACCGCCUCCUGGGCUGGAAAUAGUGGUCGGGGGAACCUCCAUCGCCGUCGAGUCGACGAUGCGGUACCUAGGCAUUGUCCUCGACGGUCGGUGGAGCUUCACUGAGCACUUUGCGCGGAAGGCGCCAAAAUUGCUGGCCGCAGCCGGAGCACUCGGGGGACUGCUCCCGAACACCGGGGGACCGGGCAGCACAUGCCGCCGCCUUUAUCAGGGUGUUGUACGCUCCAUGGCACUCUAUGGGGCCCCAAUAUGGGCAGAAUCCCUGAACGCUCGGAACGUGGCCCUGUUGCGCAGACCCCAACGGGUUAUAGCCACAAGAGCGAUACGAGCGUACAGGACGGUCUCCCUACAAGACUGGCUGGAGAGAGAGCGGGGCUCGCUAACCUUCCGGCUGGUGCAGGUGCUCACGGGGCAUGGCUGUUUCGGGAGCUACCUGCACCGGUACGCAAGACGGGAAGUGACGGCCGAGUGCCACCAGUGUGGCUGCGGCGAGGACACGGCGCAGCAUACCCUGGAGGAAUGCCCAGCCUGGGAGGGGCAGCGCCGCGUACUCGCGGCAGUGGUGGGGAACGACCUCUCCUUGCCAGCCGUAGUUAAGGCUAUGGUUGCCGACGAGAGGUCGUGGAAAGCGGUCCUCUCCUUCUGCGAGGAUGUAAUGUCGCAGAAGGAGGCAGCGGAGAGGGAACGGGAGGCCAACCCAGCCUCGCACCCGAUCCGCCGCAAGCGCACAGGGGCCCGGAGGAGAGCGUAUGCCCAUCUCCUGCCUCGCAGAGAGGGCGCGCGUGGUAUGCCCACGCGCCUUCUGAGGAGGCAGGGGUAG
Cydia amplana is the source of this 1476-nucleotide messenger RNA. RefSeq lists its product as uncharacterized. Lineage: Eukaryota; Metazoa; Arthropoda; Insecta; Lepidoptera; Tortricidae. The record is from RefSeq and is a predicted model, not a curated record. The transcript has 5 exons. Bases 1 to 1476 code for a protein of 491 amino acids.